AUGGAGAUUCAGCGCCCUGAGUUUAUAAACUACACGUUUGUCGGCUACGUGCCAGAUCCAGACGGUCGCGGCACUCUUUCGCUGCUGUUCUCAUGUCUUGUGACCCUCAGUUUGUGUGUUUGGUCGGCUAUUCACUUGGACCUCCCGCCAUAUGGCGAGAGCGACAUUGAAUACGCAUACAGGUACCUGAAAUGGAGCGUGCUGGGGGUAUUCGGGCCUGAGCUCGUCAUCUGGGCGGCAUGGCGCCAGUUCAUAUCCGCUCGAACACUCACGAAAUAUGUCAAGGAGAGAAGCAACAACGGCCAAAGGAACGUAAACAAGAGACAGCAAUGGACCAUGGUCCACGGCUUCUAUGCAGGCAUGGGUGGGUUUGUUUUCGAUACUGCCACCACGGAGAUGCUGCAAGGUCCACCAUUUGUUCCCCAGCGACGUCUCCACCUUACCCCACGAGGGGUCCAGCUCCUGGCACGAUGCGGCCUGCUACCCGACAUCUCCGUCGAAGAGAUCAAGGACAAGAGCAAAACCGACGGAUCGGGGAAGCUCAUUUGCUAUGUCCAGGUCGGCUGGAUGGUCGUGCAGGCCGCUGUGCGAGUAGCGGUUGGCCUUCCAAUAACACCGCUCGAGACGAAUACCAUUGGGCACGUUGUUUGUGCUCUGAUCAACUACGCUCUUUGGUGGUAUAAGCCAAAGUGGAUCAAAGAGCCGACCAUACUGAGGGGCGACUGGACUCGAGAGAUGUGCGCAUUCAUGUACAUGUCCAGCCAAGUCAGUCAAGAGAACAAGGUCAGUCGAGACGUCCUGCGCGACUUUGGCGUCAAGACGGAAAUGAGCGGAGUGUUAUACACCCCUAGUGACUACAGCUCAGAGAAUGCUCGCAGUCAUGAGGAAUCCAAUGAGGAUAUCCAACUUACGCGACCGAACGGGGCAUUUGCAACGAAAGGACAUAUGGCAUUCAACGAUGAGUGUGAACCAUCAGCGCAGGCACUCCACAUAGAAAAUGCCGUCACAAAAACAACUACAUCGGCUAUGCGGGAUACAGGCUCAAACAGAAGUUGGUGGUGUGCGUCAGAAGAGCUCGUAGUUGAACGUCCCCGAAACUGGCCCGGCGAUGAUCUUCUUCGUCACAUGCAGGGCCACUUGAUGGGCAUCAUUUUAUGGAGCUCCAGCACAGUGUACGGCGCUGUUCAUAUCGCGGGUUGGAACGAGAUAUUUCCCACGGACAUCGAGUCCUGGUUCUGGAGAGCGUCUGGGGCCUACAUUGUCUUCAGCGGACUGUUAUGGUCGUUGCUGAAUCUCAUGGGCCACUUGUCCGGCUCGGUCUGGUGGUUUUGGUACGGCAUACUGGAAGGGGCGGAGCGAAAGAGGAGUCAUGUUCUCAUCUACGUUUUGUGUUGCAUAGGAGGGACAUUUUAUGUUGUUGCGCGGGUGUAUCUCGUUUUGGAGGCAUUCAUCUCUCUGCGCUCAUUACCAGCGUCGGCAUAUGACUCUCCCUCUUGUAUUCUAACAGUGCCUCAUAUAUAG
Messenger RNA from Trichoderma citrinoviride, 1521 nucleotides. RefSeq lists its product as hypothetical. The coding region runs from base 1 to 1521 and encodes 506 amino acids. Lineage: Eukaryota; Fungi; Ascomycota; Sordariomycetes; Hypocreales; Hypocreaceae. The transcript has 3 exons. The record is from RefSeq and is a predicted model, not a curated record.